AUGGUGGCCUCGAACCGCAGCCUCGCAGCGUCUGUGCGGCUCGCAUCAGCCUCAUCAUCAGCAUCCUCCUCUUCUUCCAUUGCAAGGACGCGGAAGCUCGCACGCUCCUACGCUACCAAGCCUCCUUCCUCUUCGUCGCCUCCUACCUCGUCUGCUCCUCAACCUCCGCCAGCUUCCACUGCCUACGAAAAGCAGCGGAGAUCAGAGUGGCUUGUAGUCGGCGUAUCCGGUUCCGUAGCAGCAGCAGGGGCAUACUAUUGGUACCAAAGGCGCAACAGGCCUGCCGAAGCCACGAUUCCGCCCUUGCCAGAACAGCCUGUGACCAGAUUCGCAAUUCCAGUCAGAGGUCCUACAGGGGAGAGGAUGCAAAAGAUUGUCACUGCACUGUCUCCCGCGGAAGCGGACAGAAAGCUCAAGGAUCAGGAGAGGUCCAUAUUGGUGGCAGACGAGAUUCCAGGUAAUCAUAGCUUGGUGUAUCGCUAUGACACCAACAGUGUUGGCAGCAAUGAUCCCAUCGAAGAUAGAAGAGCAGAAGCUGUCGUGGAUAGUAACAGAGGGGCAGUGGAGGGAAGCUCGGGGCAGAAAACGUCAUCAUCAUCUGCCGCGAUCUCUGCCACACCAGCGAGGGGGGAUCUGGCGUUCUUUGCCGUCAUGGACGGUCACUCGGGGUUCCAUACAUCGACGUACCUUUCCCAAAAACUGAUUGCUUUCGUCGCCCUCGAGCUGGACAAAGUCUUCCGAGAGACUGGGGAGUACGGAAAGAUCGCAGAAGCAAAGGGUGCCAUGCCUUCCAAGCUGUGGAGAGCUCUAGGCUACGGCAGCGAUUCCACUGGCUCUUCAGGCUUGGACGGAGAUCCUGCCAUCAUUCGCCGUGCCAUCACAAAGGCAUUCGUGGGGCUGGACAAGGAGAUCUGCAACACACCAUUAGAGCUGCUGAAGGAGUACGAGCUCUCGAGGGCUGCUGGCGCAACUACGUCUGCCUCUGGCAGCGGCUCAGAGAGCAGCCAUUCCCUCUCCGCUCUAGCGCACAGUAUCUUCCCAACUCCCGGCUCAUCGCAAGCUCAGUCUCCCCUCACCGCAACACCCAAAUCAGCAUAUGAGUUGAUGCUACCUGCCCUGUCGGGUAGUUGUGCCCUCUUCACAUACAUCGACAGUCUGCGAAACGACAUCUACGUCGCUUGCACGGGCGACAGUAGAGCCAUUGCCGGCUGGUUCAACCCGAAGGAUGGAAAGUGGACCGUGGAGGCGCUGUCGAUUGACCAGACCGGCAGGAACUUGUCAGAGGUCAAGAGGAUGCAAGGCGACCAUCCACACUCAGAAGCUGACAAUGUCAUCAUGAGAGGUCGAGUCUUGGGCAGCCUCGAGCCGACGAGGGCGUUCGGAGAUGCGAGAUACAAGUGGACAAAAAAUACGCAGGAGAGGCUCUACAAAGCCUUCCUACCGCCGGGCAAUCCUUCUGCGCGGCCACCACCCAGGAAUCUCCUCACACCUCCCUAUGUGACUGCUCGACCUGAAGUGGAGUGGCGACGUCUUCCGGUCGCACAGGGCGAGAAGCAGCUCAAAUUCGUCGUCAUGGCCACAGAUGGACUUUGGGAUAUGCUCAGCAACGAGGAAGUUGGUACCCUCGUGGCUGGCCAUCUCGCCGAGUUGAAGGGUGCGAUUGGAGCUUCAGAGCUUGAGAGUCGCUUUCUCGCAUCCUCGUCGGUGAUCAGUGGAGCUGCGAGCGGCAUCGGAUCCAUUGCCUCUUCCGUCGGAGCAGCCGUCUCCUCUGCCGUCACCAGCUCCAGCUCCUCCACUCCAGCCUCACCAGCACAGCAGUCCAACCCACCUCCCAAGGCACAGCAACAGCGGCACCAAGGCCAUCAUCCGCUGAGCAGAUCCGCCGAGAAUCACUUUGUCUUCCAAGACUCUAAUCUGGCUACCCACCUUGUGCGCAACGCCCUUGGUGGGGCGGAUCAAAAUCGGGUGGGUGGGCUACUGGCAAUUCCUGCGCCUGAUGCGAGGAGGUUCAGGGAUGAUAUCACUGUCAAGUGA
Molecule: messenger RNA, 2034 nt
Organism: Microstroma glucosiphilum
Lineage: Eukaryota; Fungi; Basidiomycota; Exobasidiomycetes; Microstromatales; Microstromataceae
Product: protein serine/threonine phosphatase 2C
Exons: 2
Coding region: 1-2034 (677 amino acids)
Biological process (GO): protein dephosphorylation
Molecular function (GO): protein serine/threonine phosphatase activity
Source: RefSeq, a predicted model, not a curated record